This is a messenger RNA of Nymphaea colorata (pocket water lily), 2537 nucleotides long. RefSeq lists its product as uncharacterized. Lineage: Eukaryota; Viridiplantae; Streptophyta; Magnoliopsida; Nymphaeales; Nymphaeaceae. Gene Ontology annotation, biological process: transmembrane transport; metal ion transport. The coding region runs from base 675 to 2075 and encodes 466 amino acids. The transcript is spliced from 6 exons. The record is from RefSeq and is a predicted model, not a curated record. Gene Ontology annotation, cellular component: membrane. Gene Ontology annotation, molecular function: metal ion transmembrane transporter activity.
AAAAAGCCCAUCCGUUUCGCUUUUACCAACAGCUGGGAGACAUCACCAUUGAGUCAUCCAACGAACCUUCUUUACCAAAAGAGCAGUUGAGGAUGAACAUGACUCGUUCCGGAAUUCCAUUCAUGAAAUAGCGAGGAAACAGCGGUGCAGAUGCAGAGUUGGCGCGCAUCCCCGGAUGGGAACGGAAGAAUACAAAAUUCAGAGUCUUCACGUCGAUCGGAGGCUUUUUUUUUUUAUGUCGUUGUCUCAUCUUUUAUUUAUUAAAUCUCUCAGCCUCCAUCGAUUUCUAAAUCAACAUUUAGACGCUUAUAUGAGGUUGAAUGAUUCCACGCCUCCCCUCUUCCAUACCUGAGAAGGAGAGAAGCAUCCUUGUGCUCUUAGCCUCUGGAACGAGUGAAUAACAUGACUUUUGCGGUUCGUUGAAUGGUGGGCGUAGUUGUUUUUGACCCAUUAGACAUGGGUUUUUUGUUAUCCAAUUAACGGAGGGAAAUUUCGGGAUUGGCAUCUCGGAUUUAUAUGAGAUUUUUUGAUUUCGGAGAUGCUAAAAGUUGGUGGCUGAGUGCUGUUUAUUUCCUCAUCAGAAGAUUUGCAGGUUGGUGUCCUGGAAUUACAGAAAGUUUUGGCGUUGGUGGCGCUAGAAGGUCGAUUUUAGGACCUGGAGUUUCUUUCCGGCCAUGGAGCUCGUCAGGAAUGGGGAUGCGGAGGAGGUGGAGAUGGAGGCUUCUCGUGCCUCGUCCCCUGUUAGAGAAGCGCGCAUCCAUCACACAAGCUUCCCUGGAGCAGUGAGGCAGAAGGCCUACCAUUUCGAUGGUUUGGGCAAUUGCUUCACCAAGGAAUGGGAUCUUUCAGAAGGUUAUGGCAAGGAGUUUUGUUGGUAUCAUGUGGAGCUCCCCAAGGGAAACCAGAAGCUUGCAUUGUCCGCACAAUAUCUGAUCGACGUGUUCUGCCCGCCUCUGAAACUCCAAGACAUCCUUGCAUUGGUUAGUAAUGGACCCUUCUGCGGAUACGUCGACGGCGCGCUGGUUUUUCGUGUUAAUUCUGCCGGCCCUGCCACCAGCAAGUUCACACACCGGCUAGCAGCAAGGGUGACGGAGAAUUGUGUCAUUACUGUUUCUCUUGGCCGUGUCCCUAGAUUGGGAUUCAAACGGAUGGAGAAGUCCCUCCUCUAUGAGAUUCCUAGGGUGGAGAAUCCCAAUUCCAUUUAUGAUGAGAUAAAGGGAAGAUCGAACCUUACUGUGGUCCCUGAAAGCAGGCUCGAAUCAGAAUCCAGUGUAACAGUGAUCAAGGAGCAUGUGCUCGAGUUUCUGUUGACAAUGAACCACUCCGAGGAGGCAGAUAAUCCGGUUCCCAGGUCGGUCUCGAACCUUAUUGUUCAUAUUGUUGACACCCACAUGGAUCAGUUGCAGGAUAUAGUGACUACGCUCGAAUUGGAGUUGGAUGCGGUGGAGCUCGAAUUGGAUAAAGGCAGCUUUGCGCUGAAGAAACAGAUGUUGGAUGACAGAAGAUUUCCUAAAAUGCACUUAAAUUUGCAGCGUCUACUACAGGUAAUUGCUCAUGGAGAACAAGUUUUUCCUCGUGUGAGAGAGAAGUGUGCUACAAAAAGUUGGUUUGCUAGCGAAGAUGUUAGUGCCCUUGAAGAACUGAUUGGCAGACUCAGGAGGCUAAAAGAAAACGUGGGUUUUAUAACUAAUCGUGUUACGGCUCUUCAGGCAGGCCUUGAUAGUUGGCAAGCUGAACAAAUCAACCGAAAGCUUUAUUAUCUUUCUUUUCUCUCACUUAUAUUUCUUCCUUUAUCAGUGGUUACUGGAGUCUUUGGGAUGAAUGUUGGAGGGGUACCAUGGACGCCGCAGAAAGACCCCAAUAUAAAAGAUGGGUUUCGCAAUGUUUUGUUGCUCUGCCUUGCAUUAGUUAUGCUGUUACUUUUGUGCUUCACUACUCCAUAUCUCUAUUCACGCAUCGCUUCUUGGAGUCGGCAGAGAACAUUCAGAAGGAGCUUGUCUAUGAACUGGAGAUCCUUCUCAAGGAGAGGACUUCUUGGUGGCGGGUUUCAAGGAGGUGGUUAUGUUCGUCUAUAGAGUAUUUCAAAGGGUUGCAGAACAAGUAUUGAUUCCAAAGCUGGUUUUUCUUUGUCAGAAUGGAUUGACUUGUGCCAAUUUCUAAGUAGUUUCGAUCAUUCUCUAUGGGAUGACCUUGAAAACUAUCUGAAACUGAUAUUGCUGAUGUUAGACCCUGUUUCCUGCAUCAUUGGUGGCGAUUUCUUAGGAAACCUCCUGGAACAUAUGUAUGGUUGAACUGUUGAAGCAAAUGGAAGCACAUUAGUUACUGAAACUACUACAGAAGCACAUUAGUUACUGAAACUACUACAGAUUUCUUAGGAAACCUUCUGCUCCUAGACUUAUUUUGAUGAACUGACUGGGACUACAUUUGUUGCAUAGCAGAGGCUGCAGAAUGCAAAAAUGCUGGGGAAAAGUCUGGCUGACACACUGACAUUGAAUUUGUAAAGCAAUUACCAUUUAUUCAUCUCUUCAUAGCUUUAA